CCGCGCGUUCACAGCGCACUUGGCAAAGGGAAGGGGGUGCACGCGCUGCGUGAGAGUGCUUGUUUGUGUGACGUUCCCCUCCUGCCAGGCCUUCCCGACGUGCUCCGCCAUGUUGUUGUGGUUGUGAAGAGGAAGGAAGAGCCGGGGACUGACAGCAACCGAGAACGGGGAGGGGUGAGGAGACAGCUGACUUCGGGGGGAGCUCCUCUGGUAUAACCCUGCACGAUCUAGCAAAAAUAAGAUGUAUUGAAGAAUAAUCCCCAUUCCCAUCAGGGACAUUCACUCAUACAGGAGUAUCUGAUUUUGUGGAGAGGCCUCGAAGAAGAGCAGUCUUCCACUGUUGCCUGCCACAUCUGUUCUGGAUAAAACAUGGAUGAUGAAAGUCAGAAUAGCUUAGAGUGUAUUCAAGCCAAUCAGAUUUUCCCACGUAAGCAGCUGAUCCGUGAAGAUGAAAACCUUCAGGUUCCUUUCCAAGAACUUCAUGGAGAGAGCACAGAGUUUGUGGGACGAGCAGAAGAUGCAGUAAUUUCUUUGUCUAAUUAUCGUCUCAACAUCAAGUAUAAAGAGUCUUUUAUCAAUGUUCCUUUGCAGCUGAUGGAAUCAGUUGAGUGCCGGGAUCCCUUCCAAGUCCAUCUGACCUGCAAGGACUGCAAAGUAAUCAGGUGUCAGUUCUCCAACUUUGAGCAGGUCCAAGAAUGGCAAAAGCGUCUCAAUGCAGCCUUACGUCCUCCAAGUCGCAUAGAGGAUCUGUUCUCCUUUGCUUAUCAUGCCUGGUGCAUGGAGGUUUAUGCUAGUGAGAAAGAACAGCAUGGAGACUUGUGUCGCCCAGGUGACCAUGUAAUCUCACGCUUUAAGAAUGAAGUGGAACGGAUGGGCUUUGACAUGGAUAAUGCUUGGAGAAUUUCAAAUAUCAAUGAGAAAUUCAGAUUAUGUGCAAGCUAUCCACAAGAGCUGAUAGUCCCAGCAGCUAUAACAGACAAAGAAUUGGAGAGUGUUGGUAGCUUUCGCGCUUGGAAACGCAUUCCUGCAGUGGUGUACAGGCAUCAGAAUAAUGGUUCUGUUAUCGCUCGCUGUGGCCAGCCGGAGGUCAGCUGGUGGGGCUGGAGGAAUGCAGAUGAUGAACAUCUUAUUCAGUCCAUAGCCAGGGCUUCUGCCUCUGACGGCAGUCGAAGCAGUCCAGACAAAAUGGCCAAUGGUUCGUGCAUACAUAGCAGCGUUAAUGGAGGAGUUCUUUCUGAGGUUGAUUUUGACUCAUCCAUGUCAAAUUCACCCUCAUCGGAAAGCAGCUCUACCCAGCCCCAAAAACUGUUAAUUCUUGAUGCCCGAUCCUAUGCUGCUGCUGUGGCCAAUCGUGCUAAAGGUGGAGGCUGUGAGUGUCCAGAGUAUUAUCCUAACUGUGAAGUUGUGUUCAUGGGCAUGGCCAAUAUUCACUCCAUCCGCAAGAGCUUCCAAUCAUUACGUCUGCUGUGUACACAGAUGCCUGAUCCAGCCAAUUGGCUAUCUGCACUGGAGGGCACAAAGUGGUUGCAGCAUCUUUCCAUGUUACUCAAGUCCUCCCUGCUGGUUUGUAAUGCAUUACAUCGUGAUCAGCGCCCUGUUCUUGUGCACUGUUCAGACGGAUGGGACCGCACUCCACAAAUUGUGGCUCUCUCCAAACUCCUGCUGGAUCCAUAUUACAGGACCAUUGAGGGAUUUCAGGUUUUGGUGGAAACUGAGUGGUUGGACUUCGGGCACAAAUUUGCUGACCGCUGUGGGCAUGGUGAGAACUCUGAAGACCUGAAUGAACGCUGCCCAGUGUUCUUGCAGUGGCUGGACUGUGUUCACCAAUUACAGAGACAAUUUCCUUGUUCUUUAGAGUUCAAUGAGGCUUUUCUGGUGAAAUUGGUACAGCACACCUACUCUUGCCUUUUUGGGACAUUCCUGUGUAACAAUGCCAAGGAAAGAAGUGAGAAACACAUACAAGAGCGCACUUGUUCAGUCUGGUCACUUCUGCGAGCCGGUAACCGUGUUUUCAAGAAUUUGCUGUAUUCCUCUCAGUCAGAAACAGUAUUGUUUCCUGUGUGCCACGUCCGCAAUCUGCUGCUGUGGAGUGCAGUUUACCUUCCUGGCUCAUCUCCAUCCACACCUAGUGAAGAAUCCUGUGUCCCCUACCCAAGUCCUGGUUCUGUCACAGAGGAGCCGCCACAUGGCAGGUUACCGAAGACCAGAUCAUAUGAUGACCUUCCAACGGCUUGUGACUUAACUGUUCCAUGUGUAAACAGACGGAGCAGUGACCCCAGCCUAAAUGAGAAGUGGCAAGAGCAUCGACGUUCUCUGGAGUUAAAUGGCUUAGCAAACUCUGCAGAAGGGCAGGAAGGGGAGAGACUCCCUCUGGGGGCACAUCUUUCCAUGGCAGCUGGUGUUGGGGAAGGGCAAAUGGAAAACAUUUUACAGGAAGCCACCAAGGAAGAAGGAGGGGGGGAAGAGCAGGCAGGAAAAUUGGUAAAUGGGGCAGUAGACCGGUAUAUAGAAAAAUCGGAAAAAGCACAGGAAGAGCCAGAGAAAGCAGAGAAGGGGGCCCCAUACUUAAAUGGUGACACAGUAAGGGGGGAAAUGGAUGGGGAACAAGAGAGUGUCGGUCUGAUGCCAGGUCAGUUAUGUGCCGAAACUGACCACCCAGAGCAUGGAACUGACACAUUUGAGCAGUCUGUGAAAGAGUUGUGUGCUAAUCAGGUAUGUGAGCCUGAGGAAUCACAGAAUCAGACUGCUGAGGAAUCGUCCUCUGAGCCAGAGGAUAAUGAGCAAUGUGAUAUAAGAGGGAAUGAAAAGCUCCAGAGUAGUCCCACAGAUUCUCCUAACAAUAUCUCAUCACACCUUGUACUUGAAGGCUCCACAGAAACUUUAACAGAUGAUCAUUCACCUCCCUGGUCCAGCAAGCUGGACCAUGUGACUGCAGCAAAUGAACUUGCACAGAAACCAGAACCUGUAUCUGAUGAGGGCAUCGUUAUGAUGGGCUUGUGUGGGCUUCAAAAUGAAAGGACGUGUUCUCCUUUUCCCCCUAUCCAUAGUGCCUUUCCCCCUUCUGAAUCCAAUGCACAGACUGUAUGGAAUAGGGACCAAUCCUCACCUCCUAUUCUUGAUGGACCAUGUCUUAGUGUGGACAAUCAUCUGGGAAAGCAAACCUUGUCACGUCAGAGUUCUUGUUCAAACAACCCCCAAAUCCACCUCAGAAACACACCGCACAAGUGCCCUUUGCACAGUUGUGAGAGGCACCGCAUAGGGAGCACCCCAGAGCAGCCAGCCCGCAAUCACCUGGAUGAUGAUGGGAUGCCAUUGUAUGUGGAUGCUAUCCAGCAAAGACUGAGACAAAUGGAAAGUGGCCACCAACAAGAAGUUGAAACCUUGAAGAAACAAGUACAGGAGCUACGUUGUCGACUUGAGAGCCAUUUACACAACAGCUCUCUGCGUUUCAAUGGGGAAUAUACAGAUGAGACCUCAAUUCCUGACUCUGAAUGCAAUCGGGACCCUAGCUGUUUGUCGGGCCGCAGCACAGAGCCUUUCUCUGAGGCCAGCUGGGAGCAGCUAGACAAGAGGGACAAUGAUAUGACAAGAUGGCUGCCAGAUCAUCUAGCAGCAAACUGUUAUAACUGCGAUGGCAAGUUUUGGUUGGCGAGUCGAAAACACCAUUGUAGGAAUACAGAUGCCAUGACUGAAACGUGGAACUGUGGCAACGUUUUCUGCUCGAGCUGUUGCAAUCAGAAGGUCCCUGUUCCAAGUCAGCAACUUUUUGAGCCGAGUCGAGUGUGCAAGUCAUGUUACAGCAAUCUUCACUCCAGCCUGGAACUGGAAAAUCCCAUUACUGCUACUUCUAACUAGGCAAUCAACCUUCCGCAGAGAAUGAGUGAGGCCAGCCAUGUAUGAAUCUGCUGAAAGGAGCAAGUUUAACAUUGGGCGACAAGUUACCAAUUUUAGGGACUGCCCUGUUUAUCUACGCCACUCUACGUACUUUCAUUUCUGUUUCUAUAGGAGCAGUGUUUGGGUCUUGAUGGAUAAAAAUCCUGUGCUUUCAAGUCUAGGACACUUCAGGAGAUCAGAACAUCAUUUCUUGAAGGACUGAGCACAUCAAUCUAUAAGUGCAAUGCACUCUUAUUAAGGCUGAAAUAUGGCAUGUUUGCACCUUUACUCCACAUUAUGGAACACAUGUAGAUGUUAUGCAGUUAUAGUAGGGGUAUGACACAUUAAGUGUGAAGCAAAAUUUUUUUUUGUUUUUGUUUUUUUAUGUUGAUCCCCUUGGUACUCAGGACAGAGACUCAUAAACAUGGGCUGUGGUGAAAUAAGGCACUGCAUAUAGGGCUUGUAUAUUAUAAAGAAAAUACUGACAGUACACAAAUGGUAAAAGUAAACACUGGCUGCACAAUAGGUGCAUCAAAGCCUGAUGCAUUUUAUUGCAUGGUCAUCUCAGUUCUCCAAGUUGUGUGCUGCCACUUUCUUUAUAGGGUUUAGUGAACCUUCCAUGUAGUCACAGCCAAGUUGUAGUCACUAUAAUAAUCUGACCAGCAUUGGGAAAGUAGCUAUGUCUGAACUCCAUUAACCAAGUGAAACAGUCCUCAAGGAAAUCUUUUCUAAGUGGAAUAUAGAGGCUGCCAUUGCUGACUUCUCAUAUUGCAAAUGCUAGUUGCCUAGCUGUCAUUCUGACCCUUUGGCUUGUUAUAUAUCCAUUCAUGAAUUCAGAACAAGGUAUGUAGAUAAGAAGUUCCAAUUUUACUCCGAUUCUUCUUGUAUGCAUGCUUUCUCCGGGUCAGCAACUCAAACUAUUGAAGCAAGUGGGUCAAAAUAACAGCCAUGCAACUGGAAUUUUCAAAGGGAAUUCACAAUUUGUCUCUUAGGAAGGUUUUAACUUGCAUCUGUUUUAAGGUAUUGUGCAUCUCUAAUAUAGCUAGCCUACCUCCACCCCAGUCUGAGGCGUCUGGUCCUGAACCUGUGUUUUGAAAAGCUCUGAAAUGCAGCAAAAGGCUCCUCCCUCUGUAUGUACUGUAGACAUUGUAUGAUGAAUACAAUUUACCAGACCUACUGUCUACUUUCUUGCAGCCUUCUUAAAGAAUACCUCUGCAUUCGCUACACAUUGCUCUGAACAUGGGUUCAACCUAAGCCUGUGUGUAUUUGUUCAUCCAAAAGCUGCAACAGAAGGCAUGUGAUAUAGGAGGCGGCUAACUGGAGGCCUUCUUGCCCUGGAGUCAUUCUGCAGGCCUUCACAUUUUUAAUCCCAUUUUGUUUUCAGCUAAUUUUGUAAGCUAGCGGCUAAGAGUAUUACCCCAAGUGGGAGUUUUAAUAAUAAGCUGUUGAUUCUCCCCCCCCCCCCCCCCUUCCCAGUUAUUGUGCUAUCCUGCAGAGACUGAGUGUUAUGCUGCAAGAAUGUUUAAGCACCUUUUAAAAUAGGCUCCACAAGGUGCUAAGAAUAGGUUAUCACAGACUACUUCUUAAGUAACCCUUAAUCUAAUUUUGUUUUUUUUCUACUCCCUCUCCUAGUACUUGAGAGCACCAUGGGUUACAGUCAAUGAAAAUUGUAUGUUAUCCAGUGUAAAGCCUAAAAUAUUUUCCCAAUUUUUUUUUUUAAGUACUGUGUAACUGAUGCCAUGAUGAAAAGUAUUUGAAAAGGCUUAAAACAAUUUAAAGGAUGUGUUAGGACAAUUUAUUUUGCACUUCAUUAUUUUUGUAUAAAUAUUUAUUUUUUUUUCUCUUAUUUUUUACCCACUCGAGUGCACUUAAUUAGCAAACCCGUGUUGUGAUGUGCCCUGGGAGGCACCUGCAGGGGAUGGGAGGGCUAAUGAAUUAAGUGGGGCAGUAAGAUGAUGAUUUUUCUAUUGCAGUGCAACAGAACCCCAGUACAGAAGCCCUUCAGCAAACACAGGGCUAUGAAUGACCAGAAGAUGUGCUCAAAGUAGCUUGAACAACAAACUUUGAUAUAAGGUAGUUCACCUUCCUGAGAACUUGGCAUUUUAGGUUCAGCAUG
Molecule: messenger RNA, 5989 nt
Organism: Rana temporaria (common frog)
Lineage: Eukaryota; Metazoa; Chordata; Amphibia; Anura; Ranidae
Gene: MTMR3
Product: myotubularin related protein 3
Exons: 21
Coding region: 370-3855 (1161 amino acids)
Biological process (GO): regulation of autophagy; dephosphorylation
Molecular function (GO): phosphatidylinositol-3,5-bisphosphate 3-phosphatase activity; protein phosphatase binding; metal ion binding
Source: RefSeq, a predicted model, not a curated record